GCCGACUCCCUCCGAAAAUCGUGUUGGAAAUAAGGACGAGAAUAAAUUUAGGAAGAAAUGAGAGUGUGCAGAGCAGCAGCAGGGGAGGUUUGAGGUUGAUGUGCUCAGAAAGGUAGACGCGCAAAGACGGACAGUCCAGAAAAGUUACUGAUGCAACGACACUGUUGAAGAAACCGGAGCAGAUUGACUGGGUUUGCUUUUGUUAUUUUUAUUUUUAUUUUUAACUUAACAUCAACUAAGAGAGUCUGCAGUCAUGAGAAAGUCUUCAUACCCAGCUCGAUCAGCCAGCGCUCGAGUGAGGAAGACAGAAAAAGAAGGAAGCAGCGUCCUUAGUUCCACACUGAAACGGUCGUUUGAAGUGGAGGAAGCAGAUGCAGUCACAAACCCAUCACCCCUGUCCCGUCGUGCCAACACCCCCCUUCGCUCAUCUUCAUCGUCUUCAUCCAGCCAGCGGAGCUAUGAUCUAAGCUCUCGCAACUCUGACCUCUCCUCCUCCAGAUCGUCUGAGUCAUCCAGCCUACGUUCCCCAAAAAGCGGUAUGAGGCGCAUCGACUUAUCAGGGGGUCGCAACCCCGAUGCUGCCUCCCCCCGUCGCACAGAAAUGUCCAUAGAGGUCUCCUCCAAGCAGAUUGACAACUCGCCCAGUGCUGGAAUAGCCCGCUUUGGGCUUAAACGUCCAGAGGUGAGUCUGAGCAGCAGGAGUAACCCCCUGGAUGGCACCACCAACUCUAUUUCCAGCACCACCAACAGACGAGCGGAGCUUAGCACCACCCGAGCCCAAGAGCCCCCUGCACCUCCCAGGAGGAUGGAUGCUCAGCUGUCAUCAGGCCCAGGCUCGAGGAUUCCCGAGCCUCCUCAGAGAAGGGCAGACCCCGUCUCCCCUAACCUCAGCACAGUUGAUGGCAUCUUCAGGAAGUCAGAGAUGCCUGCCGUCAGACAUCCGGAUAAUUUAGUGCCAAACAAUCCAGCUGAGAACAACCAUCCACCUGCUCCCAGUGCUCCCCUGCCUUCUCUGGCAGACUCUAGGGGGGAUAGGGUGCAGCCACCUGAAACAGAGCCAGCCACGAUCCGGUCGACUGACAGACCGGAAGUGUCAUCCAGCUACAGCAACAGUGCCAUGUCUGAGACGGUGGUGCCUGACACGAUGAUGUCUCCAGCAGUUGGCAGUCUGUAUGGAGAGAAGACUGGUGGUCCAGUGGUGGACUUCAGUUAUGUAGGUAUUGAUGCUAUUCUUGAGCAGAUGAGGAGGAAAGCCAUGAAACAGGGAUUUGAACUCAACAUUAUGGUUGUUGGACAAAGUGGCCUGGGAAAGUCUACUCUGAUGAACACGCUGUUCAAAUCCAAAGUCAGCCGAAAGUCUGUGCUGGCUACAUCCCAGGAAAAGAUCCCCAAAACAAUUGAAAUCAAGUCAAUCAGUCAUGACAUCGAGGAAAAGGGAGUGAGAAUGAAACUGACAGUCAUCGAUACACCCGGCUUUGGAGACCAGAUCAACAACGAGAACUGCUGGCAGCCCAUAAUGAAGUUCAUCAACGACCAGUAUGAAGCGUAUCUGCAGGAGGAGAUCAACAUUAACCGAAAGAAGAGGAUCCCAGAUUCAAGAGUUCACUGCUGCAUAUAUUUUAUACCCCCAACUGGACACUGUCUGAGACCACUUGAUGUAGAAUUCAUGAAGCGCCUGAGUAAAGUCGUCAACAUAGUCCCAGUCAUCGCCAAGGCUGAUACCCUCACACUGGAGGAGAGAGACUUCUUCAAAAAGAAGAUCAGGGAAGAACUGCGAUCCAAUGGGAUCGACGUUUACCCCCAAAAGGAAUUUGACGAGGACGCAGAAGACAGGAUGAUCAACGAGAAAAUCCGGGAGAUGAUCCCGUUUGCUGUGGUAGGAAGCGAUCAAGAAUACCAGGUCAAUGGCAGGAGGCUCCUGGGGAGAAAGACAAAAUGGGGAACUAUUGAAGUUGAGAACAUAGCCCACUGUGAGUUUGCCUACUUACGAGAUCUUCUUAUCAGGACACACAUGCAGAACAUUAAGGACAUCACCAGCAGCAUCCAUUAUGAAAUGUAUCGUGUGAGACGCCUCAAUGAGAGUAACACAGCAGUGACUCAAGCCAACGGUAUCCCUGAACACCACCUGUCCACCCAUGAGAUGUAAACACCAACCUGCUCCAAAGGCAUUAGCAUACGUUAGCGAUGAGACUGCGAUCCUCAGCAACAGCCUUCCCACCUCUUCCACCCCCACGUCCCCGGUGGGACAAAAACUUCAAAGUCUUUCCAGAGGGACUUUGUGUUUAAUGACUUCCUGCAGCUCACAGGACUCUUCAUGUCAGCUUAGUGCCUUUUUUUUAACCAAACCUUGUUAUCUCAGUUGCUGACAAAGAUGGUGAGGAGAAUGCACCGGCUUCAGAAUGUGCUGCAGUUUGACUUUUUCCGGCAUUCGUACCUUAACAGUUAACAUUUGUGGUGCCAAACAAGAUAGAAUGACACUCAAUGUUCUUCAGUGUCAGGUUUGUCUUAAACAGUAAAAACAACUAAUUUCAUCCAUGUCUUUUUGCAAGUUUGAUGAUUUCUUCAUGCCUUUUGAGGACAUUUUACCACACGGGUUUAUUUUAUUUUAAUUUUUUUUUUUUUUUUUAAUGCAUGUGUGAGAAGCGAUCAUUUGUUUUUACAAUGAUUCAGUCACUGCUUGUUCUGUUGGAAGAGGGCCAGGCAGCUCUUUCCUAACACAUGCAGCUAUCAGUCUAUGAGAUGCUGCAUCAUUCAGCUCUCCCCUCAAAAAUACACCAAAUAUCACAUCAUAUAUCUAUCUUUUUUUUCCCCUCACAACCUCUGCCUGAAUUUUUCUUAGAUGGUCAAAUCCCUUUAAACACAGGUGCCAGAUUUUUGACGCCUUUUUAAGAAUCCCACCUGUAGAUGUCAUUGUUUUAUUGAUACAAAUUUCUAAAGAGUGAUUUACGAUGAAAAAGUAUCUAUGCACGUUUUAAAAUGUGAAUGUUUUUGUCUUUAGUUGUGGUCCACACUUAUUCCCCAAACAUAUGCAGCACACGCAUGGUUUUCCUUCCAUGAGGUCCACUGCAGUGCUUUAUUUAUGGGAGAGAAAUGUACAAGCGUGCUGGCACAAACAGAAAAACUGUUUGUUUACGGUGGAAUUCAUUUGAACAUGUUUCGGUCCUCCAGCAUCAUUUAUUCAGUAAAGAAAAAAUGUUUGUUUUUUCUAUUUUUCUAAUGUACCAAUAAUGUGUCUUUCAUUCAUAUAUAAUUCUGUAAGCUGCCACUCCUCUGCCUUGUCUUGUAUAUUCUUGUGUUCUGAUACAUUUUUUUGUACUUUUAUUAUAACAAAAUCUCCUCUACCUUAUUUUAAAGAAAUAAAGAUUGAAGUUGUAAAUA
This is a messenger RNA of Oryzias latipes (Japanese medaka), 3378 nucleotides long. Its product is annotated as septin-9. The record is from RefSeq and is a predicted model, not a curated record. Gene Ontology annotation, molecular function: GTP binding. NCBI's taxonomy places the organism in Eukaryota, Metazoa, Chordata, Actinopteri, Beloniformes, Adrianichthyidae.